UCAAAUCAUUUUUGUAGUGUUGCUGUUCAGUAUAAUAUACAUUAACACAUACCUUUACAAACUAUUAAAUUAAUUAUUGCAAUUAUCAGAAAUUAUGUUUCUUUUAUUUUCAUUGCAAUUAGGUAUUAGUUUAACAAUUGUGAGUUAUUAAUUAACUCUUCGUUAACAUGAUAGUACACUUUUAAUUAUAUGUAAAUUGAUUUUUGUACCACUAAUGAAUUAAAUGAAUUAAUCAUAUUAUAAAGAUCUAGUGACCAGCUAAGCUCUCAAAAACUAAAACUCUUUGUUGUUAAUGGGAUCAGUUUGUGAUAAUGGAAGCCGUUAAUAAGCUGAUUCAACAGUUAAAACAUAGAGGAGAAUACUUUGUUACUGGUCAUGAAAAAUUAACACUUAAUACAGAGAUUCUCCACACUAUUAACACAAGAGUAUUAUCAUCACUACACAAUGAUCAUAUUUUAAAUCAUCACUAUUUAUCUGAAAUUCUAAAAAAAGUCUCUAAGUUAAAAUUACUCAAAUCAUCAAACUUUGAUCUCAAUCAUUCUAUUAAAUUAUCCCCUUUUCAUAAUCUAGUUUAUUUAGAACUUUAUGAUAUAGAUAUAGAAUGUUUGAUAGGUUUGAAUUACGAAAAAAUUGAAGUUCUUAUUAUACAUGGUUCAUUAAAAUCCUUAGCCCUGUUGUUAAAUAGAAAAUGGACUAACCUAAAAUAUUUAGCACUUAGGGGCAGCCAUCUUGAAGCUUUAGAUAGGUCAAUAUUACUAGCACCAUAUCUUACAUACUUAGAAGCGCCUAGAAACUUACUAACUGAAGUUGAAAAUAUUGAAAAACUAGAAUGUUUAGACAUUUUAAAUUUAAGCAUUAACAGACUGACUCAAGUACCAAUAUUAAGUGAUUAUGGAGCUAGAAAUUUAACUGUGUUAAUAUUGAGUUAUAAUUGCAUAAACAAUUUAACAGGUUUAUCUAAAUUGACAAAUUUAAAAGUAUUAGAUUUGUCAAAUAACAUGAUUGUGCAUCAUGAAUCAAUAUCAGCAGUGGGUGAUAUGGCUUUUUUAAAAUAUUUAAAUUUAAAUUAUAAUCCUGUAACUUAUAUAAGGAACCAUAGAGAAAUAACAUGUGGAUAUCUUCAUGAAAAUGCAGCUGUUGAACUUUUUGAACUUGACAAUCGGCUACUUUCAAAAUCAGAAAAACAAUUUGUUGGACAGUCUUCCAGAUCAUUAGAUUUGUCAUUUUUACAUUAUCAACAGCCUCCUACGAGUGUUAAAGCCAAAAAAAUAAGGUCUCCCGUUAUUGAAGACCAUGAAUGGGAAAAAAGUUGCAUUAUUCAAACUCCUGUGCUACCAACAACAUUAAACAAAGAAAUUCUGAAGUCAGAACAUUUGUCUACCAAAAAAAAAAUUGAAAACGUACGGGAAAUGUUUGGAGAAGAUAACUGGUUACAUAGUCAUGCUGGAAGUUAUGUUCAAGAUAUUUUGGGUAUCAAACAGCAGUCAGAUAAUGAAUCAUUUUCCAAAGAAGUCCCUGUAGAACAAAUGAUUGAAAACAGUAAUUCAAAAUCUAAUGAUCUUACUGAUCAAAAGGAGGGUAUAAUAUUAUGUAAUGAAUCUCAAUUGGAAAUGGAUAUAGAGCCUAAAAUAGUUGAUCAAAAAGUAACUGUUGACUCAAAGCCAGAAUGUUACACCUUAAACAAAAAUGAUGAACCUUUAAAAUUAUCAGAAAACUAUUGGCGAGUUCAAACUAUUGAUAUAAAAACAAGCGAAUAUUCCAAUAUUUUAUUAUGUUUAACUGAAAGAGAAUUAAAAGAAAGAAAUUCUGUUGAUGGUAAUUUGAUUGCUACCUGGAGCCGAGAUUCCAUUGAAAGUUGUGUCAAAAUUGGCUUUGAUCCGAUUAAAUUACAAUUAAACUUUAUGACUAUACGAAAAAACCUAAAUCAAAGAAUAUAUACAAUGAGUGAUGAUGAUGCAAAAGAAUUUUUAAACAUUAUUAGUAUGCAGUUAGAAUCAAGAACAUUAAGUGAAAUGAACCAAUUAGUAUUUAAAUGUAUAAAAUGCGCAACAAUAUUUUGUCAAGAAAGUAAUAGAAAUGUUCUUAAAGAAAAAAGAAAAAACUGUUGUCCUAGUUGUGACAGCUAUAUUAUUGUACAAAUACAAGAAGAAUUUCUUCCAUCUUCUUCUAAUAAUCUAAUGCAACCCUCAGAAAUAGAAGAACAACAUUUUGUUGAAGAAGAAAACUCCAAUAAUUCAACACCUAUUAAUUCAAGAUCUAGCUCAGAAGAACCGGAACAACGAAUAUUUUCUAAUAAUGAUAGUGAUAUAGAAGUCAUAAGUAAUCCUAGUGAGAAAUCUGUGGAAAUUCUAGAAGUAAUAUCAAGUACAGAAAACAAACCAGAAAAAUCUCAGUUGACUGUUGAUGUUCGAACUGCAUUAACUGAAAGUAGCUCUUCAGGAUCAAUGACAGACAGUGUGUGUACCGCUUAUGAAAGUCGAAAGCAGCACAACAACAGUUCAUCAACAAUAAAAGGAAGUAACAUCGAUUCUAGGAUUCCAUCGGUAGUGGAUAUGCCUAUUAAGUUCUCUUAUGAUGAUUUUGUAUCAAUUGACCCAAGAUUAAAAUCAUAUGUUCAACAUAAAUUUUUCGGGGAUAAAGAAGAAUUUGUACUUGUUUUUCGAUGUAAUUGUAUAAUGACGAGCCCCAAUCACAGACUUGAUGGGUGUGUGAUCAUAUCCAACAAAUCAUUAUAUGUAUUUAAAUUCAUUGGCCAAUCAGAUGAACUCUUACAAAAAGUGUCUAGACAUCGGUUGAGUCUUGUCAAAUCCAUAGCUACUCUUCCGUGGAAUGUUGGUUUAGCCAUAUGUGUCAGUCAACCAGAACGAGACAUCAAAUAUACAUUUGUUCUCUAUGUGCCACAUAUUACCAUACGAUUAAUUGCAUUUUUAGAAAGAAUAAAACCAUUUGAACGACGAGAUGUAUUAGUUUCAUCUCCAAAUACGAAUACUUAUCUAUAUGUCAACAAUAUUCUUUACAAAAAUGAAUUGCACUUACCAAUUAUUCACGUGGUAUUCUGUGAGUGUGCGACAAUUAUCACAGAUAAUGGACUUGUAGAAAUUAUUGACUUACCUGGUAUAGUGAUUACCGAAUAUGAACUGGUAGUAUUAGGUGGUGAAUGUGCGUGGCUGAUACCUUACGAUGAACAUUUCCCAACAUUAGCUCAUGUUCAACAAAUGAGUACAUUCAAUCGCAUUGAUAAAAAGGAAGAGACACUUGGCUUACACUUUAAUGACAAUGUAUCAUGGUUAUUAAUAGUAAAUCAUAUUGAAGCUGAGCACAUGAUGGAUGAAACAAUAAGGAUAUUAAACAACGCUAAACAAAAAUUGUGUUCUGCCAUGCAAAUGGCCAAUUUAAAUUGCUCAACUUAGUGAAUCAAAUCAUCCAAUAAAACUGUUACAGCUCAACAUAUCUCAGAAGUCAGAAACGUGUGCAAUUCAAAUUUAUUAUUUUUAAAUGAGAAUAUUUUUUUUAUUAAUAAACUCUUAUUGACUUCAACAUUAUUCUUUUUCAUGUGUUCAUGUGGUUAAUUGUUGUGAAUGCAUACCAAUAGAGAGUAAUGUAUAACCAUUUUAUUCAUUGUUAUUUAUUAUUAUUCCUGAAUAAUAUUUUGUUUACAAAAAAUAUAAAUUAUUUGUGAAAAAAAGUAAUUGUAUCUAUUAUUAAACAAUAAAAAAAUAACUGUAA
This is a messenger RNA of Acyrthosiphon pisum (pea aphid), 3726 nucleotides long. RefSeq lists its product as uncharacterized. Lineage: Eukaryota; Metazoa; Arthropoda; Insecta; Hemiptera; Aphididae. Gene Ontology annotation, cellular component: cytoplasm. The record is from RefSeq and is a predicted model, not a curated record. Gene Ontology annotation, molecular function: protein binding. The coding region runs from base 312 to 3410 and encodes 1032 amino acids. The transcript is spliced from 20 exons.